Molecule: messenger RNA, 1797 nt
Organism: Papilio machaon (common yellow swallowtail)
Lineage: Eukaryota; Metazoa; Arthropoda; Insecta; Lepidoptera; Papilionidae
Product: organic cation transporter protein-like
Exons: 3
Coding region: 382-1797 (471 amino acids)
Biological process (GO): transmembrane transport
Cellular component (GO): membrane
Molecular function (GO): transmembrane transporter activity
Source: RefSeq, a predicted model, not a curated record
UUAUUAUUGUUUGUCCGAUUUAUUAUUGGUUUGAUGACUAACGCCUAUUAAGUAUCGAAUGAGUUUUGUAUGAAGGUAAAUAUCGUCCUUAAUAGACGAGUGUCAUCGUGACGAACUUACGCGCAUAACGAAAACUAUGAACUGAUCUAAGUAGUUACAACAACAAAUGAAUAAUAUACCAAAACCAGAAGAACGGCAGAUGUACUGAAGGCCUUAAAUAAAAGUAAUUGAAGCAGGAUCCAAGUUACAUUGUUUUAAAAAACCUUUGGACACGAAGGUAUCUACGACUACAGGUUGGAAGAGGCAGGGUAAUAAAAGUUUCGCUUAAAAGUUCGUUUCUUUACAGGACAUCGACGACAGAAAAUUAGCGCUUUUCACAUAAUGUUUGAACCGUUUGGAAGAUAUCAAUUCAGGAUAUUCUGUUUAUGCAUAUUAUGCAAGUUUUUUAUAGCCUUUAAUCAAAUGGGAGUAAUUUUUUAUGCACCAAGAGUGUCGUACAUAUGUAAUGAUACUAAAGCAGAAACAUGUCCAUGUUCUAAAGCUAUUUAUGAUACGUCAGUUUUUACAAAUACUAUAACAAUGGAGUGGAAUUUGAUAUGUAAAAAAAAAUGGUUGGCAAAUUUAACGCAAACAUUGUUUCAAGUGGGCGUUCUAUUUGGAAGUGUAUUAUUUGGAAUGGCUUCAGAUAGGUAUGGAAGAAGAAAUCCUUGUAUUGUUGCCGUUAUAAUACAACUAGCUAUGAGCAUGGCAUCAGCUUACGCAGCAAAUUACGUGAUAUUUUGCAUAACACGGAUUUUGAUCGGGUGUUCAGUUGGUGGAAUCAUGGUGACCACUUUCGUCUUACUCAUGGAAUUCAUCGGAAACAAAAAUCGGGAUGUCAUAUCAGCCCUGUAUCAUGUGCCAUUUAAUAUAGGUCAUAUGAUGCUGCCCCUUAUUGCAUAUCAUUAUAGGGACUACAAAAAAUUUCUAUUAGUAGUUGCUAUUCCUAGCGCUAUUCUACUCUGUUACAUCUGCCUUUUACCAGAAUCUGCAAGAUGGCUCAUAGCUGUUAAAAGAACAGACGAAGCUAUUGCCAUCUUAGAAAAGGAAGCUAAGAUUAGCAAACGACAGGUGGACAUUCGUAAGGAAGUAGCGGCCUACGCGAAGACACUCACAGGGCCCAACGCACAAAAAGGUAGUUUAGCAGAUUUGUUUCGAACGCCGAAUCUUCGCAAAAAUAUAUUGUGUAUGUCGUUUAAUUGGAUGGCUUGUAGUUAUUGUUUUUACGGAGUCACCCAGUACGUUGGACAUUUAAGUGGAAAUAUAUUUAUCAAUGUGGCGGCCAGUGGAAGCGUGGCACUUCUCGGCGCUUUCACUUCGAUACCAUUGAUGAGGGCAUGUGCCAGGAAGACUGUCGUUGUAUUAUUUCAUUUUUUAUGUGCCGUAUGUUUAUUCGCGCUGAUGUUUGUACCGGAAGGUACUCUAUCUGUUAUCUUGGCAUGCACAGGUGUCGUAUCCAGCUUUAUUGUGUUUGUUGUUGUUUAUUUAUAUUGUUCAGAAUUAUUUCCUACGGUUGUACGCAAUGCAGCUGUUGGAUUUUCAUCAAUGAUGGCACGUGUCGGUUCAAUGGUGGCUCCUUUUGUCAUAAACGGUGCAGACAUCGCGCACUGGCUGCCACCCCUUGCCUUUGCAAUUCUACCGCUCAUAGCGUGCUGGGUGACGUUUCUUUUACCUGAAACAAAAGACUGCGAAUUACUAACGACUCUAGAAGAAGGUGAAAAUUUCGGCAAAAAUGUCGCUAAUAAACCAAAGAAAUAA